Messenger RNA from Lethenteron reissneri (Far Eastern brook lamprey), 2766 nucleotides. RefSeq lists its product as uncharacterized. Lineage: Eukaryota; Metazoa; Chordata; Hyperoartia; Petromyzontiformes; Petromyzontidae. Gene Ontology annotation, biological process: proteolysis. The record is from RefSeq and is a predicted model, not a curated record. Gene Ontology annotation, molecular function: zinc ion binding; metalloendopeptidase activity.
AUGGGCUAUAUGAGAUUUGCAUACACAUGCAAGGGACACCAAGUGGCACAGUGUCUUGUUGCGUCUCCUGUAGAUGACAGCGACGUCAAGAAGAUUGAGGAGGCUGCGCUGGAGUUUGAGAAGAAAACGUGUCUCCGGUUCAUCCUACGCUCUGGCGAGACCGACUACAUCUAUAUCCAUGCGUGGGAUGGGAAUUGGUCGUUCCUGGGCCGUCAGGGCGGGGACCAGGCGCUGUCCCUGGAGCCUGGGAAGGUGACCAAGGGCGUCGUUCUGCACGAGUUGAUGCACGCGCUCGGCUUCCACCAUGAGCACUGCCGCAGCGACCGCGACGACCACGUCUGGGUGCUGAGCCACAACAUCGAUCCAGAGUGGAAGGAUGCGAUUGAGAGGAAAACGUCACAAGUUCAUACGACCCCCUACGACUACAGCUCCAUCACCCACUACAGCACAAUGGCCGGCUCCAGAGAUGGGCAGAGCCCGACCAUGCUCCCCAAAGACAAGAGCAGCACGCGCCGCUUUGGAGGCGGCCACAGCCUGAGCGACGGGGACGUGGAGAAGAUCAAGGAGAUGUUCGAGCGAGCACCCGCAACAGCGACACCCAGCAGAGCCGCGUCACAGCCUGGCUCCUCUACAGGAGCUGGAGCAGGAGCCGGUACCACGCACAGAGAUGCUGGUGCCUGCACGAAGGAAGACGCGAUGAGAUUGUUUAACAAGCUGCCCCAGGAGGUGAAGGGUAGCAGCAUGAGAGGAGCGCCCUCGCCUUGUGGAGUCAAGGACGGCGUCUCCACAGGCAGAGUAGGACGCUGGCCCCAAGGCCCGGGUGGCCAGGUGUGCAUCCCGUACAAGCUUUCAGCUGCCUUCUACGACUAUGACGUGGAGGCGGUCGUACAGGCGACACAAGAGUUUGAGAAGAAAACCUGCGUCCGGUUCCAACCCCACGCUGGUGAAACGGACUUCAUUCACAUCCAGGACUUGGGCGGCAAGAGCUGGUCACUGCCAGGGAAGCAGGGAGGGGAGCAGCCACUGUCCCUGGAGCCCGGCAAGGUGACCAAGGGCAUCGUGCUGCACGAGUUGAUGCACGCACUCGGCUUCCAGCACGAGCACUGCCGUAGCGACCGCGACGACCACGUCUGGGUGGUGCCAGAGAACGUCAAGAAAGAAUGGAAAGAGCAGAUUGUGGACAUCAAUUCAAACGAACAGGAUUUGGUAGCGCCCUACGACUGCAGCUCCAUCAUGCACUACAGCAUGUUGGCAGGUUCCGUGGAUGAGCGCAACCCAACGAUCAUCCCCAGGGACGUUCUGUGCAUGUUGCACAUGGGACAGAGCAACUCGCUGAGUCCCUGCGACGUGGUCAAGGUGCAGAAGCUGUACGGCUACGAGGCGGAGGUGCACGCCGCUCCCGCAGCGGUGGCCAGGAGGAGCAGAACCUCGGCUGAUGAGGACGCGCCGCUGGACAGCAACGUCGGCGUUUGGAAGGCAAAGACGAAAGAGGAAGUUGACGAGGAAGCCAAGAAGAAAGGGCUCGAGUGGAAGGAGAAAACGGAUCCCCUUAGGAACCUCAUUAAAGAGCUGAUGGAGAUCCGCUGGUAUGACAGCUCCUCACUGCCAUGCCUGCAGAGUCUGCUGAACAUGCUGUCUGCAGAAUGUGUUGAGGACAGAGAAAUAUUGCUUAAUGUUUUCAAGCAAGAGGGCGGUCCAACGCUCUUACAGAAGAUGAUUGAGUCUUGCAGGCUUGACAAGUCACGAGUGCAGAUAAUAACGUUGAGGAAUAAGAUUACUCUGCUUCUGUCAGAACAUGAACUCUUUGGAGUUGGAAAACAGUUCGAGAAGACUGGAGACAUUGCAGGAGAUCCCUCAGACGAAAUCAAGCUGUGGCCCGAGCAGAGUGGCAAGGUGUACAUCCCCUACAGCAUCUCCAUCGCCUUCAAUGCCAGUGACAAAGAAGCCAUUCAGCAGGCCUGUGAUGAGCUGACGGAGAAAACGUGCGUCAGACUUAUACCCAAAGACCCCCAGGAGGACUACUUUUACUUCAGAGCGCUGGGCAGGGACUCCUCCUCACUGCUGGGUGCCAGGGCAGGAAAAGCAUCUCGGUCCAUCGCCCUGGAGCUCAGCGAGGUUGAGAAGGGCGCGGUGCUUCAUGAGCUCAUGCACGUGUUCGGGUUCCAUCGUGACCAGCAGAAUGGAAGCCAUGACUGGGUCAAGCACCGAGAUGGUAAAGUCUACAUUCUCUACGAUGUCUGCUCUGGUUUUGACACCAAUGACAAGGAGAACAUCCAGCAUGCAGUCAAUGAGUUUGCAGAGAAAACCUGUGUUCGGCUCAUCCGGAAAGACAACCAGGAGGACUACAUCAACUUCCAGGCGCUGGACGGGAGCUGGUCCUUCCUGGGCAAGAAAGGAGGGGCCCAGUCUUUGUCCCUGGAGCCCAGGAAGGUGACCAAGGGCAUCGUUCUGCACGAGCUCAUGCACACGCUCGGCUUCCACCACGAGCACUGUCGCAGUGACCGUGACCAGCACAUAAAGGUCCACGAGGACAACGUCAAGGAAGAUGAGCUUGGGCAGUUCAAACGGCUGGAAUGCAGUGGCUGUAGAGAAUAUCUGCCCUACGACUACCUCUCGAUCAUGCACUACGGCAGGUAUGCCUCGUCCUCGGACUACAUGAGUGAGACGAUCACCCCACGACAACAGCUAGAGCUCCCAUCGGCCAGAGGAGCGGCCUCAGCCCCCUGGACGUGCUCAGGGUGCAGCGCAAGUACCAACCGUUACUAG